Molecule: messenger RNA, 342 nt
Organism: Cooperia oncophora
Lineage: Eukaryota; Metazoa; Nematoda; Chromadorea; Rhabditida; Trichostrongylidae
Source: the annotation of a GenBank genome assembly
AUGCGAUUCAGGAGCUAUUUCCAGCCAAGCGUUGUACAGCGGGCGCCGAAUCGUUACGAAAAGCUUGCUGGCGAGAAACAAAUGGUGGUACAGCCAGAUUUGGUUGAGAAACGAGGGAAUAUCGACAAUAUGUACAUGAGGGUGAAAAGGCAGUUCAUUGAUCAACUUCGUGAAGCUGAAUUGCCAUCCGAUCGAGAGACACCAGAGAAGGCACAGACUAUACCGACAGAGAAAAAGAUAAAAUUCAAUGAUGAAAAAUGCAUCAUGUUUGAAACGAAUGAUGAGCCAACAAUCGACGAUAUUGAGGACGCUGCAGCUGAAACAGAAAAAGAUCUCUAUUAA